Messenger RNA from Venustampulla echinocandica, 1068 nucleotides. RefSeq lists its product as uncharacterized. Gene Ontology annotation, biological process: regulation of transcription by RNA polymerase II. Gene Ontology annotation, cellular component: nucleus. Bases 1 to 1068 code for a protein of 355 amino acids. The record is from RefSeq and is a predicted model, not a curated record. The transcript has 2 exons. Gene Ontology annotation, molecular function: DNA-binding transcription factor activity, RNA polymerase II-specific; RNA polymerase II cis-regulatory region sequence-specific DNA binding. Lineage: Eukaryota; Fungi; Ascomycota; Leotiomycetes; Helotiales; Pleuroascaceae.
AUGGCUGACGAAUCUCCCGUUGGAUCUCCCCUUUCAACAAUCUCCAGUGACGCCUUCGAAGCAGAAUAUGUAGCAUCCCACAUGCCCAUGCCUCCCGCAAAGCGUCAAAAGAUAGAGGACGCCGUCUCAGAAUCUUCCGAUACUGAAGGCGAAGUUCCCAGCUCGCCGAGCAAUCUGCGACCAGAAGAUGACGAAAACCAUGAGCAGGUGACGGUAUGCGCCUGGGACGGCUGCGACGCUGGGGAUCUGGAGAAUAUGGAUCGGUUGGUGGAACACAUUCACAAUGAGCAUAUCGAGACGAGGCAGAAGAAGUAUACCUGUGAGUGGAUGGAUUGCAAUAGGAAGAGCUUGCCGCAUGCGAGUGGCUACGCCUUGAAAGCACAUAUGAGGAGCCACACCAGAGAGAAGCCCUUCUACUGCGCACUGCCUGAAUGCGAUCGUGCCUUCACACGUUCUGAUGCGCUGGCAAAGCACAUGCGGACAGUUCACGAAACCGAAGCUCUCCGCCCUUCAGACCCAAUACCUAAAUCGAUGCAGCCUGCGAAGACUUCACGGCGGCUGAAACUCAUCCUCAAGGCCUCUCAAUCCCAAUCCGAAGAUCCAUCGGCUGGGGCUACGAACGGUACGACGAAUGGCAGUAGCCCAGCUCGUUGGACCUCCUCAUACCCUGCCGAACUUGGUUUCACACCGGAAGAGGAGGGACGAGGCCCAGAGGGGCUGUGGCGGUAUUUACGGCGAGAAUUAGCCUGGGUAGAGGAAGAGGCAGAGGCAUUGAAACGCCAAUGCGAGGAAAUGGAGCAAAUCCGAUCGAAAGAAUGGGCGGAGAAAGAGGUGCUAUUAGACCAGGUUAUCAAGAGCGAAGUUAGCUACCAUGAGCGGAGAGCGGAGGUCCUAGCUGGAGCUGCGACGUUACCAACCGCGGAGGAGAUUAAGGUUGCGGCUGCUGCAGCAGCUUUGUCACCUCCGGCGAGAGGAAGCGUGUCGGAGAGCCCAGCGCCCGUGAAGGGACAGCCUGUGGAGGAUACGAGAGAAGCGGCAGCGGUGCUCGCAUCUAUGAGUCAAACAUGA